AUGCCGGCUUUUGUGUUCUCCGCCCUUCCACCGGGAAGCGGCGGAGGCAACGUUUCUCUGAUGAUGCAACGCAAACGAACUAAGAAGGGCGGUGAUAUCUCCUCUGAUCUUGAAGCUCUUCGCAUGGAAGAUCUUGAUUCUUCUACUCAGUCCAUUCCGAUUCAGCAAUCUGAUUCAAGCUAUGCUAGUAAGUUGAAAAACCCGGUUGAUCGAUAUAGGCAGACGAUGAUGGAAGAGUUCGAAUUCACUGAUGAGGAUUGCAACUACACUCAAGGCAAGCAUGGUCAAAAUGUUUCUUUCUCGGAGAAGGUACACAAUAAGCUUGACUUUGAUUGGCGUUGUGCUGUAGUUGUUAAACUUAUGGGUAGACCGAAUUCUACAAACACCUUUGAUUUCAUGUUGAAAGGGUUAAGAAGAAAAUGGCAAGUCAAAGGGGGCUGGCACUUCAUUGACCUUCCCAAUGACUUUUUCAUCGUUAAGUUUAAUCUGGAAGAAGAUAUGAAUAGUGUGUUGUGUGGAGGACCUUGGAUUCUAGCUGGUCAGACUUUGAUUGUUAGGAAAUGGAGGCCUGAUUUUGACCCCUUGAAUGAAUUUAUUGGGAAAAUGGCUUUAUGGGUUAGAAUUUGUGGUUUGCCUGUUAAAUAUUUCAAGGAUUACACUGUUGCUAAAAUUGGCAAAAUUCUUGGAGAUGUUGUUAAGGUUGAUCAGGUUACUAUUGGCCAAUCUUGGGGCAAAUUUGCUCGAGUUUGUAUUGAAGUUGAUCUCAGUAAGCCCCUGCGCCCUUAUGUUGAAGUGGAAUCUGUUGCCUACCAUGUUGUUUAUGAAGGAAUUUCCAUGAUAUGCUUUGAAUGUGGUUGCUUUGGCCACUCUAAGGAUAAAUGCCCAACCAUACAUGCCGUGCCAAAUGCUAAUCCUCAAGCUAGUGAACCUGAUAGCAACACUAUUGACCAGGUUAUUGUCUCCAAGGGAAAUUCGGAAUCACAAUAG
Molecule: messenger RNA, 987 nt
Organism: Rosa rugosa (rugosa rose)
Lineage: Eukaryota; Viridiplantae; Streptophyta; Magnoliopsida; Rosales; Rosaceae
Exons: 1
Coding region: 1-987 (328 amino acids)
Molecular function (GO): nucleic acid binding; zinc ion binding
Source: RefSeq, a predicted model, not a curated record